Gigantopelta aegis is the source of this 1719-nucleotide messenger RNA. RefSeq lists its product as uncharacterized. Bases 136 to 1236 code for a protein of 366 amino acids. The record is from RefSeq and is a predicted model, not a curated record. The transcript has 8 exons. NCBI's taxonomy places the organism in Eukaryota, Metazoa, Mollusca, Gastropoda, Neomphalida, Peltospiridae.
CCAGGCCAUAAUGUCGAGUUUUCUCGAGUUAAUUUUAUAGAAAUAUUUUAUGAAAUUUCGUACAAAGCAAACCAUUUGCUUAAUUGUUUUCAUUCUGAAGCUUUAAAGUGUUUUCCAACUACAGUUCUUGUCAUAAUGGAAGCAGUUUCCAUCAUUGUUAUCCUAAUGAUGACUCGAUUGGAUCUCAGCCUGUCAACCACACAACAAUUGUACUUGGACACUUAUAUAAACUGUGACAAGACAUUUGAGGUGAACAAAGUAGACGAAAUAGUAGUGGAGGAAGAAGAGAAAGUGUAUGUGAACACGCGAGCUGCGCCGCAGUGCACGCUGACGUUCAAAGCAAAAGAUCCGGAAGGGAGGCUCUGUGUUCAAAUCACACGGCUGACGUUCAAAAACUGUAAUAUGGAGCUCAGGUUUCAUGACACACUGAUGGUGACCAACGAAAGAACCACGACAUUUCACUGUAAUGAAAGUUACAGUUUGCCGAUGGAGUGGUGUUCAACAGACCGUUACAUGAUGUUGUUUCGGUUCAGCGAGUCUCGUCAAGCCAGUGUACGUGACCUUGACCUUAUUAUCAUAAUCCGCCACAUUAGCAAUCGGAAAAGAACAGUUUACCUGGAUGCAGCCUGUAAUGGUGUGUACCCAAUACUACAGAGUGUUCUCACUGUUAACAAUCGACAACUGACUGGACCUGACAACCUACCACAGAACUGUUCUGCUACAUUUAAAUACGUCGGAGAAGACAAAAACUACACGGCUUGUCUCGUGUUCCAUAGACAAGUGACACAGUGUUCAUACGACCUUGAAGUGUUCGAUGGAAUUAAUAAAUCUCAUGUUUAUUCUUGCACACAACCAAACCCUUCCCGCUGGUGUUCAAAAUCAGGAACCAUAACUCUAAAGAUGAUAAGGAGAGAAGUAUCAAGAGUUAUAGAACCUGAACAUUUAUUUUUCUUACAAGUCAAGGAUGAACCACCAGCAGGGUUUCCAUCUGACGGUUUAUCUCAAGAAGCGCUGACAGCUGUAGUUGUUGUGUCUGUCAUUGUCCUGCUGGUUUUAUUAGCAGCCAUCAUAUUCUUCAUUCUUCGAUACCGACACAGAAAUAAAGAGCCCGAAAUCAUAGAACUUCCUGCAGCUACACGGCCAGCCAAUGGUGUUGUAGAUGUGCCUUUGAUUUCUCGCUCAACCCCAGUAACAACUGAACAAGUGCAGCUGCAGAGGUUAAAUCAUCCUUCAUGAAUCCCAUUGGUCAAAUCACAGGAGAACAGAUUCUCAUUGGUGGAAACUUAUCUUCACAAUGAAAUGUUUGAAAGAUGUAAGCUGAUUGGUGGAUCUCAGGGUAAACCAGAUCCGGGUUAAUUGAAUGUAUGAAAGACGGACUUUGAUUGGUCAAGUUUUUGCAAAAAUAAUGCUGAUUAGCGAGAUUUAACAAGACAACAUGUUGAUUGGUCAGAUCUGUGUGGAAAGUGAUGGACAGUUUUGAAAUUCACAGAAACUUUCCUGUCUAAUGGAAUGAAAACACAUACUGGUGAGGUCAGAGGUUAAGCCCACGAUGGCCGUGUUGAAACCUUCGUGGUUUAUGAGCAUGUAUAACAAACAAGGACCCAUGAUCCAUACUCCUAUAUUCCCAUUGCUAAAACGGUGCAAUUGUUUAACAAACUUGGCAGAUAACUUCACUGCACGCCAAGCUGAUAUGUAUGUGAAGACCCAGCAGUAUUUUAU